AUGGGAUUUCUAGUUUCUAAAGAAAACCUUCUCCUCUUCCUUUGCGCUAACGUCUUCCCUGUGUGCAGCCAUGUGGAAACCCGAGCCCAUGCAGAGGAGAGACUCCUGAAGAAACUCUUCUCUGGCUAUAACAAGUGGUCCCGACCUGUAGCCAACAUUUCAGAUGUGGUCCUCGUCCAUUUCGGAUUGUCCAUCGCGCAGCUCAUUGACGUGGAUGAGAAGAAUCAAAUGAUGACCACGAACAUGUGGGUGAAGCAGGAGUGGUCUGACUACAAGUUGCGCUGGGAUCCUCUGGAAUACGAGAACGUUACAUCCAUCCGCAUCCCUUCAGAACUCAUUUGGAGGCCGGAUAUUGUUCUCUACAACAAUGCAGAUGGGGACUUUGCAGUCACCCACCUGACCAAAGCCCACCUUUUUUAUGAUGGAAGAAUCAAGUGGAUGCCCCCUGCUAUCUACAAAAGCUCCUGUAGCAUUGAUGUCACCUUCUUCCCCUUUGACCAGCAAAACUGCACCAUGAAGUUUGGCUCCUGGACCUAUGACAAAGCCAAGAUAGACUUAGUGAGCAUGCACAGCCAUGUGGACCAAUUGGACUACUGGGAGAGUGGAGAAUGGGUCAUCAUCGAUGCUGUGGGCAAUUACAAUAUCAAGAAAUAUGAGUGCUGUGCAGAGAUCUACCCUGAUAUCACCUACUUCUUUAUUAUCAGGAGGCUGCCCUUGUUCUACACAAUUAAUCUGAUCAUCCCUUGCCUCCUUAUCUCCUUCCUGACUGUCUUAGUCUUCUACCUGCCUUCGGAGUGUGGUGAGAAGAUCACCCUUUGUAUCUCAGUGCUGCUGUCACUGACCGUGUUCCUGCUGCUCAUUACGGAGAUCAUCCCUUCCACCUCCUUGGUCAUCCCCUUGAUUGGAGAGUAUCUGCUUUUCACCAUGAUAUUUGUCACCUUGUCCAUCAUCAUCACUGUCUUUGUGCUCAACGUGCACCACCGCUCCCCCCGGACCCACACCAUGCCCGACUGGGUGAAGCGGAUCUUUCUCGAUGUUGUCCCACGCCUCCUCUUCAUGCAACGGCCCUCAGUGGUGAAGGACAAUUGCAAGAAGCUGAUUGAGUCCAUGCACAAAAUAGCCUCCUCUCCACAGCUUUGGUCCGAGACCGAAGUGGAGCCUAAGUUUACUACCUCCUCUUCAAACAGCCCUCAGAGCAAAGAACCAUCACCCACCUCUUCCUUCUGUGCCCAUCUUGAGGAGCAAGUCAAACCCCAGACUGUCGGCAAGUCACCGUCUCUCCAGUACUCUGUGCUACACCAAGAGCCAGCACAGGCUAGCUGCUCCUCCCUGCAGCCCCCCUGCCAUCCGCUGAGUGACACCCAGUCCACGUCCAUCUCCAAGAGCAGAUCAUUAAGUGUCCAGCAGAUGUACAGCCCAAAUAAAGUAGAGGAUGGGAGCAUCCGCUGCAGAUCCAGGAGCAUCCAGUACUGCUACCUGCAAGAGGAGUCCUCCCAGACCAACGGCCAGACCAGUGGCUCUCCGGCAGCUCAGCGGUACCGUCUAAACGAAAAGCAGCCCCAAAGCAAAGCCUCCCAGUGUAAAUGCAAGUGUAAAAAGAAUGUGGCAACCAGUUCUUCGGAGCAAGGAACCAAAACUCUCAGCACCAAAGAGCAACACGUUUUGCUGAUGUCCCCUGCCUUGAAGCUGGCAGUGGAGGGGGUCCAUUACAUUGCAGACCACUUGAGAGCCGAGGAUGCGGAUUUCUCAGUGAAGGAAGACUGGAAGUACGUUGCAAUGGUGAUCGACAGAAUCUUCCUUUGGAUGUUCAUCAUAGUCUGCUUACUGGGCACCGUUGGUCUCUUCCUUCCCCCUUGGCUGGCAGGAAUGAUCUAA
Molecule: messenger RNA, 1875 nt
Organism: Emys orbicularis (European pond turtle)
Lineage: Eukaryota; Metazoa; Chordata; Testudines; Emydidae
Gene: CHRNA4
Product: cholinergic receptor nicotinic alpha 4 subunit
Exons: 6
Coding region: 1-1875 (624 amino acids)
Biological process (GO): synaptic transmission, cholinergic; nervous system process; signal transduction
Cellular component (GO): plasma membrane; synapse; neuron projection
Molecular function (GO): acetylcholine receptor activity; acetylcholine-gated monoatomic cation-selective channel activity
Source: RefSeq, a predicted model, not a curated record